AUGGUAUCGACAGAAGGAGUUAAUUUUGUGAAAAUAUAUUAUCGUUCACGUCUUAUCAGGAAAGCGGCAACUUUCAAGUUCAACGAAAAGUUCUGUGUUCCUCAUGGAUGGAGUCUCGCUCAUAAGCAACUCGAUCCGACGUUUUUCGUGUGCACUCUCACAGAUCUUAUGGGAGCUCAUCAAUAUGCUUGUUGUCUUCAGGUGUAUGAACCGUGCUUCUAUGGUUCUGACGAGGAUUGUGACGAAACGUUUCAUGCUUCCUGCUCUAUGUAUCGACCUCGAGUAUACGUAAUCCUCUCCCGUUAUCCAUACUUUGAUCUUUUUAGGACAUGUCUUCAUCACAUCUUCCUUGGUAUCCAAAAUGAUGUAGCUGCGGCGGAAGUGAUGAUCGCAACAGUCAUUAGCAAAAUAUUGUUAGUCGGCAGAACUCCCAUUAGCUUCACACUGGGAGGAGAGCGGGUAUCAGUGCAACCUAUUCUUCAACGACGGGUCCCGUUAACGGGGGAUCGUGUCGCACAAUUUGCUAAAUGUCUAGGCUCUAUUCAUAAUUUGCUAACGGUGGUUAGAGCAGUGUUGUGUGAUGCUAAAAUUGUACUGCAUAGCUCUUCCAAACAGCGCCUGUCUGAUUCAGCAUAUGCUAUAAAGUCCCUGAUAUUCCCAUUCGAGUACACGUAUACCUUUGUGACAGCCCUGCCUGCGUUGCUGCUCGAAUAUUUAGAAAGUCCUACUCCCUAUCUAAUGGGUGUGCUUUCACAAGUAAGAGAGAAGCUACCAAAUGUAGAUGCCGUAGUCGUAGAUCUAGACACAGGUGAAGUCCGCUUGCCAGAAAAUAACCAUCUUGCCGAACUUCCAUCACCAUUUCGCGAACGUCUGGUGACUCGAUUGCAAAGAUCCUGA
Cooperia oncophora is the source of this 897-nucleotide messenger RNA. The record is from the annotation of a GenBank genome assembly. Lineage: Eukaryota; Metazoa; Nematoda; Chromadorea; Rhabditida; Trichostrongylidae.